Molecule: messenger RNA, 799 nt
Organism: Exophiala oligosperma
Lineage: Eukaryota; Fungi; Ascomycota; Eurotiomycetes; Chaetothyriales; Herpotrichiellaceae
Exons: 1
Coding region: 142-399 (85 amino acids)
Biological process (GO): mRNA splicing, via spliceosome
Cellular component (GO): U2 snRNP; precatalytic spliceosome
Source: RefSeq, a predicted model, not a curated record
UCUUUCUCGAAAAGAAAAGCCAUCCCAACAACUACCGCGCGCCCUUGGCCUCGAGUUCGGGUACUGUCGCUUCUCGAACCCCUUCGACAAUUUCCGAUCCUCCACUCUCCUUCCUUCUCGCAAACCUGACUGUCCUCAAAUAUGGCCGACAAACUCCGUACCUUGCAGCAACUCGAGUCCCUCCAGGCCAAAUAUGUCGGCACCGGCCAUGCAGACACCACUACAUAUGAAUGGAAGAACAACAUCGUUCGGGACUCCUAUGCCUCAUACGUUGGCCAUCCUCCUCUGCUCGCAUACAUGGCUUUAGGGAUGGGCGAGAAUAAAGAAAUUGUCCGAGGGCAAUUCAUCGAAAAAAUGAUCCGAGCGAGUGGUCCUCCACCCGCGAAAGAUGAGGAUUGAAGAGCAACACUGUCCCCAAUGAGAGAUCAAAUUUACAUUGGGACAGACUCAAUGGAAUAGUCACUUGAAGCGCAUCAGAGAGAGUUAUUGUCGUCGGAAUGGAUUCUACGACACAACUCAUCCUACUCGCGCUCUUAUGCCAGGGCCGUGCUUAGAAUAAGAGGCGGUGACCGGUACAUUAUUUACGCGACACGCUUGAUAUGCACCUCGUUUGGGAAAGCUGAGGUGAAAGGAACUCGACGCUAAUGAUUGAGAAAGGCGCGAGCAGAUCAGGAUGAUCAGAUUUGGGAUAUGAUGAUAAAAGAUACCCCGGAAUUCAACACAGAUAGAGAAUUGAACCUUAUCAGAUACCAAUAUUUGCAGCAAAAAAAAUCUUGCAUAUUCUAAUCAGGACUGUGGC